AACAGAUGUAGUUCUUGAAAUAAACAGAUAAUAGAGUCAAAGUGUCUUGUGAUUAAAACGAUGAACAAUUCCAAAGUACAAGCUGUUGACUCUUGAUCAACCGAGAAACAGGACCUGGUUAUGAUGCUUCCUAUGAGCAUCAACAAGUAUUCAACAUGCACUGAAGGUACACUCAGCAGGAGGAUCACACUGUGGCUAAAGUUGGUUCAUCACUAUGCAGAGGUGCUUUCCUGCAGUUAAACAUGUCUAUAAUGUGCAUUUUAAUGGUUACUAAUUAAAUCAUUUUUAAGGUUUAUAUUAAAGAAGGACCAGGUUUCAAUUCUCAACAUUCUAAUUUGAAUUAAAUUAUUGUAUAAGAAGAAAGGUACGACACACUGCAGCCAAACAGCAACUAACCACUUCCUUUUCUCUGCGCCUCCUCCACAAAUGCAUUUCAGAGCUGAUGUUGAAGUUUGAGUCUGUCUUUCUCUGUCUGAUGGUCAUCAUGUUCAGCCGAAACCAAGCAGCUCUGCUCUCCAUUCACCUAUUAAUUAUGUGCCAAGUCUCUGCAGAGGUUCUUGCAGUUGAGCACAAACUGGUGUCCCGGGGAGACUCCGUCAUCUUCACCUGCAACAUAUACAGGACAAAUGUAACUCAAAUCAUCUGGACCACAGGCAGAUCUGUUUUCAUUAAUUCAUACCAACUGAAUCAGACUUUUUCAAAUUUCACCUCUCCCAGAGUGAGAAUAGACGUAAACAUACCUUCAAAGCUGAAUAUUUCUAACAUUCAGUAUGACGAUGCAGGACUCUAUAGAUGUACUGUAACUGCCGUAAAACUUAUAAAGACUCUUGAGUGGAAUUUAACGGUGUAUGAACCUGAAGAAAUCAGUCCACUGUGGUCUUAUCUAUACAUACUCACAGCUGUAGCUGUAAUUGGAUUUCUUCUGUGUGUCUUCACUCCAGCUGUCUGCCUCUACAGCAGGACCAAGACCCCAAACCAGGACUGGGAGAGCAGCACCCUGAGUUAUGCCCAGUUUCAUGUUCAGUUGGGAAAAGAGUCCCUACAGGUGGCUCUUCCUCAACCCCACAGUUGUGCAGAAUACAGGAUGAAUCACAAGCAGAGGGAGUCGGUACUGACCUGGCCUGACAAGCAUGAAGUUCAGUACAAAGCUGAAUAAGAAACAAGAGAUAUGUUUGACAGGAAAGAACAAGGGAGAGACACAUUUGAUCAGGUUUAAAAAUGAAAAUGAACCUAUAGCCAGAGAAUGAUGGCCUCAUCACAACUAAAUGUGGAGAAGCAGCAUUUAGUUUUAAUGCACUUCUCACCUGCAACAAACUCCCAGAAAACAACUCUGUUCUUUUAAAUUCAAUUUUUACACCGAAAUGGCACUUCUUUUCUUUUUCUUCUUUUCGGCAUAAGAUAUACACAGAAUUAGUACGACAAACUCCUGUUUGGUCUUCUACUUUCAACAUCUACAAAUAUUAAAACAAAAUACUUAUUUGGAAUAUUGAGUGUAGCUGCUAGAAAAGCAAUUACUAAGAAAUGGCUUAAAAAAUGGAAAUGGAAAGAAUUACUUUCUCAAUGAGGCUUCAAGAAACUAAAUUCGAGGAAAUUUGGAAGAAUUGGAAAAAGUAUAUUUCCCCAAAACGUCCUUCUUUUGUUUAAUUUUGCUUUUUUCUAAAUGUAAUUUUUUUUAUUAUUAUUUAUCUUAUCUUAUUUCACAUGAAAAGCACCCCAUGUACUAUCUGUGUGUUCUAUAAUUUCAUUGUAAAAAGUGGAAAAGUUGGUUCACUUCAUAUUUGUAUCAAAUUAAGUAAGUUUAUGUAAAUGUCUGAGUAAAACCAAAUAAAGGAAAAACAAAAUGAAAAAA
Molecule: messenger RNA, 1849 nt
Organism: Sebastes umbrosus (honeycomb rockfish)
Lineage: Eukaryota; Metazoa; Chordata; Actinopteri; Perciformes; Sebastidae
Product: Down syndrome cell adhesion molecule homolog
Exons: 5
Coding region: 443-1156 (237 amino acids)
Source: RefSeq, a predicted model, not a curated record